AUGUGGCCAGUUGAACACACAAAGUUUACUUUUCCUAAUGUGUCCGGUAGAAGCCUCAGGCUGAUAGUGUCAUUGAAUGGUGCUUGCUGGCUCACCAACAGCGCGUGCCUCAAUCUCUUAGGUUUGGAUUGGAUUGAUGAGCUUCAACUCUUGGAGCAAUCCCUCAAUGCCGUUUGUAACAGAUUAACCGCAGAUGCCAGCAAUACGUUCACAGCAGCACUACAUUCUGACGAUUUUGCGGUUGCCACAAUUACGGUCAACCCGGAGACCAGUCAGAUCAUACGUGACACAGUGGCUAUUCAACUCGUUGUGUCCAACACUGGUAGUCCUCUCACUUCAGUCCGUUUUGAAGAACCCUGCCAGCAGCCUGAAACGCUGUGCUCGUGGUCCCCAUCCUUCACUCCACAGUCCCAUGGUUACUCACUGAUACCUCCAGAAUCCGAAUUCGAGCUCCCUCGUGAAAAGAAAGCUGCAAAGAAGUCACCAAAACGAAGUAAAUUGAAGCAUUCUGGCUCGCGUUCGCCGUCUACUUUUGACGAUGAAUCAACCAGUGGUCGAGGAAAGGUUCAGCUCAGCUUGGUCGAAGCAAUGCGUCAAGCUGCCUGCAACAAGGAAAAUCUGCAGAAAGCUAAAAAGACUACCAACACAUUGGAACAGUACUUCGUCAAAAAAGACACAAAGACUCCCGUGACACCCAAGCGCACCGAAAUAUCCGUGGAUGCUUUCUUUUCCAGUUCAACAAAGAAACAUAAACAAGAACCUAAAAAGUCUCCAACUACCUCGGAGCCAAAGAAGUCCCCAAAAACACCGCCGCACACUAGUCCUUCAAUCGUUCCGGACACGCCUAUCGUAUCUCCGGGGAAUCUGAUACCUGAUACACCAACCCUGAAGAGCGAAGAGAAGCUGCGUCAAAGAGUCAAGCAUUCGCGGUCAUCUAAUACCCCAACCAAGGCUACUGAUGUUUCCAUAACUAGUCCAUCAUCGACCCUACAAACCUCAUUUGACGGCGUUUCAGAUGAACCCAAACCAAACACUCCCGCUAGUCGCCGACCGUUUUGGUCUUACAGUGCCAGAGAAGGGCCGAGAGCACUUGGAUCGAAACCGAUUCCCAAAGGUAAUCCAACUUGUCUGUGCGGAAAGACCUUCGUCAUCACCGGUAUUUUGGAGAGUAUAGAACGCGACGAUGCCCGGGCACUCAUCGAGCGCUGUGGAGGAAAGGUGCUCAAAACGCUUGGUAAACGAACCAACUACCUGGUUGUUGGGCGUGAACCAGGGGAAGGCAAACUGGCCAAGGCCGAAACUCUCAAUCUCAAACAAGUGGAUGAGGAUCAGCUGUUUCGUCUUAUCCGAGAACUGGCCAAUGAGCCGGAACCCAAUGGUGCCGCUGACGAUUCCGAGGCUCACAGUCCACAGGUAGAAAAGCCCACCUCCCCUACCAAACGCCCGGCCAAGCAGUCCCCAGACAAGUUAUCCCCCAAAGUAACGCCAGUGAAAAAGUCACGUGUGAAGUCGACAGAAAGUCCUACUGUGCUUACAGCAAAGCCGCUGUUCCUAGGCAGCCAGUCCAGUUCAGAUGCGCAGCUAACAACGACUGCUCUUCAGUUGACUCGUAGUUGCCCCCUACCGGCACCAAGACCUCCGAGCAGUGAACUGUGGGUAGAUAAGUAUAAACCCACUUCCCUUCGCACCCUGAUCGGUCAGACAGGAGCCAGUUCUCCAGGCAAUCGCUUGUAUGCUUGGUUGUCAUCUUGGCAUCAACACUUUGCCGCGGGUACAAAGGCUCACGCUUACUCUUCAGCGCCUCCGUGGGCCGCUAGUUCGGAUGACGGGAAGUGGGCCCGAGCCGCGCUCCUUUCUGGGCCACCAGGAAUAGGAAAAACCAGUUCGGCAACAAUUGUUUGUGCUGAACUGGGAUUUUCUACCUGUGAAUUGAACGCUUCUGACUGUCGUUCGAAAACCAGUCUCUCCGAAGUGGUCAGUCAGAGUUUGGGUAUGCAGAACUUGGCGCAGAUGGCCUACGGUGAAGCUUCACAGCUCAGCACCAAGCGACAUGUUCUGCUCAUGGAUGAAGUGGACGGCAUGGCUGGAAAUGAGGAUCGUGGUGGAAUGCAGGAGCUUAUCAAUAUGAUCAAGUCUACACGAAUCCCCAUCAUAUGUAUGUGUAACGAUCGUCAGUCCCCAAAACUCAGCACCAAGCGACAUGUUCUGCUCAUGGAUGAAGUGGACGGCAUGGCUGGAAAUGAGGAUCGUGGUGGAAUGCAGGAGCUUAUCAAUAUGAUCAAGUCUACACGAAUCCCCAUCAUAUGUAUGUGUAACGAUCGUCAGUCCCCAAAAAUUCGUUCGCUUGCAAACUAUUGCUACGACUUACGAUUUAGCCGGCCCCGAGUGGAACAAAUCAAGGCAGCUGUUUUAUCAAUCGCUUGCAAAGAAAAUGUGACCAUACAACCGUCUGUGCUGGGCGAUAUAAUCGAAGCGAGUGGUCACGACAUCCGUCAAGUGAUCAACAAUACUCAAAUGUGGAGCAUAUCCGGUUUAGCUGAUCAAGCACAGCUGACAAGUGAUGCUAGUGGGGCUCAAAAAGACAUCCGACUCGGUGCGUUUGACGUGAUUCGCAAAGUCUUUCAACCUGAUAUCAACGGGCCCAACGGUGGUCCCGCUUCCAUCAACGACAGUUUGGAUUUGUUCUUCCAAGACUACAGUCUGGUUCCGCUCUUUGUGCAAGAAAACUACUUAAAUGUCAGGCCGAGAAAGACCGACCUCAGUCCCAAUCAACUGCUCACACUUUUGGCUCAGGCCUCAACUGACAUAGCCUUUGGUGAUAUCAUCAGCUCUAGUAUCCGGAACGCUGGCGCCGGAUCUUGGUCACUUCUUCCAGUUCAGGGAAUCUUCAGUGUUGUACGUCCCGGGCGCAUACUACGCGGGUCCUUACCUGGGGGUGGGCCUGGUGGUGGGAUCAGUUUCCCGUCAUGGUUUGGCAAGAACAGCAACCAAGGCCGGAUGUAUCGCGUCACCGCCGAGCUGUCACGUCACAUGAGGCUGUCUACUCACGGUGCAUCAUCGAAUCCGCGUAGCUUCAUCCUAGACUACGCUUCAGUCCUAGCGGAUCUACUUACGCGGCCCUUGAAAGAAGGCGAUGUGGAUAGCGUGCUCAAUAUGUUGGUCAAAUAUCAACUUCUACGUGAAGAUCUGGAUUCUAUUCUUGAACUGACUACCUGGUCCAAUCGACCUAAUCGGAUGCUCAACAUUGAUUCCAAGGCAAGUACUCAUUUGCAACUAGCUUGA
Molecule: messenger RNA, 3282 nt
Organism: Opisthorchis viverrini
Lineage: Eukaryota; Metazoa; Platyhelminthes; Trematoda; Opisthorchiida; Opisthorchiidae
Exons: 14
Coding region: 1-3282 (1093 amino acids)
Biological process (GO): DNA replication; DNA repair
Cellular component (GO): nucleus; DNA replication factor C complex
Molecular function (GO): DNA binding; DNA clamp loader activity; ATP binding
Source: RefSeq, a predicted model, not a curated record